AUGGUGCUGCAAACCCUUGAAGAUGCGGGGGGUGAAGUCAAGCGACGAGACGUGGAACUGGCGACGCAGGCCGCUCGAGCUACCGAGGCAGAGGAACGUGAGGUGCUGCUAGUCCUUGGGCAGCUCUUCUCAGAUAACGCCUGGGCGCCCUCGUGUUGCACGGUGGAGCGAGUUCAGGGUGGGGUUACGAACCGAAUGUACCGGUGUACAAGUACAGUUACCGGCACCGCGGUUCUCGUUCGAAUCUUUGGCUCCGGUGACUUUUUUAACCGUCGCCGGGAGAACAGCUUGUAUGCAGAGCUAGCGGCCGCUGGUCUUGGACCGCCGUUGCUGGGCAUCUUUCCUCGCGGAAGGGUAGAGGGCGUUCUCACUGGGAAGCCGCUCGACUAUCGCACGCUGCACGACAAGCAAGUCUAUUCACAAGUCGCCAGCGCUCUCGCGCGGCUACAUUGUUUUAGGCCCUCGGAACAGACACUGCCACGAGCCCAAGCAAUAGCACUCCAGUGGGAGUUCUGCGAGAGACUGCUGAGGAAAGCUGUGGAACGGCACUGCCUGCCGGUUGAGGAGCUUUGCAACGGCAAGCCAACGCGUUUACAGAACGAGUUCAAAGAGUUACGGCACCGUCUGCCUGCAGAUGACAUUGUGUUCUGCCACAAUGACCUGCUUGGUGCGAACAUACUCUACGAUCCGACGGAACAGAUGAUUCGUUUUGUGGAUUUCGAGUAUGCAGGUUACGCACCGCGGGCGUAUGACCUUGGGAACCACUUCAACGAAUGGAUGGGUCUCACGGAGAACUGUGGCUUGAAGCCGCUUGAUUCGUUUGCACGAUAUCCGACUGAAGCCGAGCAGCAUCGUUUCGCGGAAGCAUAUCUGGCAUCGUUGUCAGCAUUUUCACAGAGUGACGACGCAAUAGACACCGCAACCAGCUCGAGAUGCCGUAGCGCUUCGGUAUCGACCUUGGAACGGGAUCGUCUUGUCGCUGAGGCGAAUGCUUUCAGCCUACUGAGUCACUGGAUCUGGAGUGUUUGGGCUUUCAUCAUGGCAGCUGAUCCACCGAGCGAAACAUUUGACUAUGUGCAUUUUGGCCGGGAGCGCCUCCUCCUGAUGCGGAUGCACUGGUCUGAACGUCUGGGCGCCGUGGAUCAUCUUUUGCAUUGA
Molecule: messenger RNA, 1158 nt
Organism: Cyanidioschyzon merolae strain 10D
Lineage: Eukaryota; Rhodophyta; Bangiophyceae; Cyanidiales; Cyanidiaceae
Product: probable choline kinase
Exons: 1
Coding region: 1-1158 (385 amino acids)
Biological process (GO): phosphatidylcholine biosynthetic process; phosphatidylethanolamine biosynthetic process
Cellular component (GO): cytoplasm
Molecular function (GO): ethanolamine kinase activity; choline kinase activity
Source: RefSeq, a predicted model, not a curated record